Messenger RNA from Aspergillus puulaauensis, 1215 nucleotides. RefSeq lists its product as uncharacterized. Lineage: Eukaryota; Fungi; Ascomycota; Eurotiomycetes; Eurotiales; Aspergillaceae. The record is from RefSeq and is a predicted model, not a curated record. Gene Ontology annotation, biological process: cholesterol biosynthetic process; brassinosteroid biosynthetic process. Bases 1 to 1215 code for a protein of 404 amino acids. The transcript has 3 exons. Gene Ontology annotation, molecular function: 7-dehydrocholesterol reductase activity. Gene Ontology annotation, cellular component: endoplasmic reticulum membrane.
AUGACCGGAAGUCGAGCCCUAACCACCACAGCGGUCGCCCAACCAAGAUCCUGCAUCCUGCGUCAUUUCGAGGAUGGCAAGGAGGCAGAAGGAAAGAAGCACCUGGCUGGCAAUAACGUUCUCUGGGGAAGGCGGCGCCAAGUCUCUACUCUCUCUGGUCUCCUGAGCAUGGGCUUCGUGAUCGCCGUGCAGCUGUUGGUGGUCUUCCUUUGCAGCUGCCUUCACGACUAUGGCGGGUCGAUACAACAAGGAGUCCUGGGACUGCUGUCAUCGCUGCCUGAUUUAACCCCAUCGGAGCUUUUGCAAAUGUACAUCUCUCGAUUUGAUUCUUGGUCUACACUUGGAUGCGCUGCCUGGGUCGGUCUCCAGGCCCUUCUGUACUCUAUUCUCCCCGGGAAGAUUGUGCACGGGCCUCCGACACCGGGGGGGAACAUCCUGCCGUAUCGAAUGAACGGCCUGCUUUCAUGGAGCACUACACUGGGUAUAAUGGUCAUAGCGUGGUAUGUCGGUGGUGUGGACGUCGUUUCUAGCGCCGCCAGGAAUUGGAAGGCUGUGCUUGCGGCGGCAAACAUGUACGGAUUACUGGUGUCACUGUUCAUGUUGGUCAAGGGCUACUACACGCCAAGCUAUCCGGAAGAUCGGAGGUUCAGCUCCUCCAUCUGUCACGACUUUCUGUCCGGGGUUGAACUGAACCCACGGCUGGGCAGAUACUGGGACUUGAAACAGUUCCAAAUUGCUCGGCUGGGAAUGAACUCAUGGCUCAUUGUUGACCUUUCGUUCGUGGCAUUACAGUAUCAACGCUUCGGGGCCAUUUCCAACUCGAUGUAUAUCGUGGUUCUCCUGCAUGUCAUUUACCUUGUCGAUUUCUUCAUCAACGAGGACUGGUACCUGGCUACGAUCGAUAUCGCCCACGACCACUUUGGCUUUUCCUUGGGUUGGGGCCCUGUCGCCUGGCUACCGAUGGUCUACACCUCGCAGGCCCAAUACCUUGCCCUACAUCCUGUGCACCUAUCGCCUGGCCUCUUCUGCAUCAUCCUGGGCACUGGCCUUUUUGGCUAUUGGCUCUUUCGUCUAGCAAAUCACGAGAAGCACCUUAUCCGGCAGACGAAGGGUCAGUGCCUGAUUGCUGGCAAGAAGCCGCGAGUCAUUCAAAGCAAGUAUGUCACUGCAAAGGGGGAUGUACAUGAGUCUCUCCUGCUGUGUUCCGGUAUGUAA